GGUGACGCAGUGGUGGCCAUCUUGUUCUUGUGUGUGCGAGGUGUUUGUCUGUGGAGUUUGGGCACCCGCCGGUGUUCCGGCUUGUGUUUCUUAAUUCUUGCAAUUAGAUUGAGGGAAGCCGCACGUGUUUAAUUUUCAGACCUUCAUAACUCCUAGGGUGUGCUGGAUUCGCUACCUUAACUUCCCCCUUAGCCUCCACCUUCCCGCAAGUCACAGCACUCCCCGGUCCGGACUAUGGGUGGGUCGGGGUGGAGCAGGGUGUGCGGCCCGCUAAGCGGUGCAGCCAGGAUGCAGCGGGGUCCGUUGGGGGCCCUGGUCUUCUCUUGACAUGGAUCCCCCCGGAGCUCUCGCCCUAACUAGCCUUCCCCUGCAGAGACAUCCGCCCCACAACCCGCACGCAGCCUACCGCACAGACAUGACAGGCAGCCGUUGCGCUUAGGACAUCAGUGACACCCUUAUUCGUGACUUUUCUAGUCCAGUCUUCUAAUUCCCACUGUAGAUAUCGUACUACCGCAUUUAAGUUAUAUGGUGUCGCCUUCUAUCGCGACAUGACAAAACCAAUUCCUCACCGCUGAUCCCACAAAGGGAAGUCAGAAAAAAUUGCAAUUGACAGGGAUAGUGCCAUUUAGUGCAACUCCUUUAGUACACCCCUUCCCCUACUGCCUUUAUCCCUGUCAUAAUGGUUUUCCUCCCCGGUGGGUGUCAGCAGCGGUCAAACAUGGGCCUACUCAUACGCUCUGUGGUCCCAGAUAAUGUGGGACAACUUGACUUUUGCUUGGGACAACUUGACUUUUGCUGUGUACAACUUUUUUCCUACAACAAACAUAAAUAAUAUCUCCAUACAGAAGUUGAAAAAGGGGGUCUUAUCUAAGGAAAAGUAACAUUCUUUAACUAUAUAAUGUAGAAUUGGGGCUGAUUUAUUGGUUUUAUUUUUUUCCCUUUGUUAGCUGAGAGAUGACUUGGCUUUGCAGGAUGGCUUUUGUUUUUAUGGUACAGGUUAAUUGUAGGAACGUCAUUUUAACAUCUUAUCCUUGACGUUUUGAUGGCUUUUGUUCUAAAGUUUUUCUCUUUUUGUUUAAAAAAAUGCCUCCCUUAUUUCCAUCAGAAAAUAACACCUUGUCUGUAAUGGUACUGCAGCCCUUUCUGUUGUUUCUUGACCCCAUUAGUAUCAAAGGAUUAUCACGUGUUGCCGAAAGAACCCUGUCAGUUAUAUUUACUUAAUACGUCACAUAAAAAAGGGUAACAUGGCUGGUUUGUGUUGAACUGGUGUCCUAAAUAUACACACAAAUUAGUAACAGGCAUCAUAGGCAUUAGUAUCAGCUCUGUUGCAAAAUGGGGGACCCAAAUUCUCGCAAGAAACAGGCUCUGAACAGACUGCGCUCUCAGCUAAGAAAGAAGAAAGAGUCUCUAGCUGACCAGUUUGACUUCAAGAUAUAUAUUGCCUUUGUUUUCAAAGACAAGAAGAAAAAGUCGGCUCUGUUUGAAGUGGCUGAUGUGAUACCGGUUAUGACCAAUAAUUAUGAAGAAAAUAUUCUGAAAGGCGUGCAGGAUUCCAGCUAUUCCUUGGAAAGUUCCCUUGAGCUUCUGCAGAAGGAUGUUGUACAGCUUCAUGCACCACGCUAUCAGUCCAUGCGCAGGGAUGUAAUUGGAUGCACUCAGGAGAUGGACUUUUUUCUUUGGCCUCGAAAUGACAUUGAAAAAAUUGUCUGUCUUCUCUUUUCAAGAUGGAAGGGAUCUGAGGAGCCCUUUAGGCCUGUUCAGGCCAAAUUUGAAUUUCAUCAUGGAGAUUAUGAAAAACAUCUUCUGCACUUACUGAGCCGAAAGGACAAGACUGGAAUUGUUAUAAACAAUCCUAGCCAGUCGGUUUUCCUCUUUAUUGAUAGACAGCACUUUCAGACUCCUAAAAGCAAAGCCACAAUAUUCAAGUUAUGCAGCAUCUGCUUGUACUUGCCACAAGAACAGCUCACCCACUGGGUGGUUGGCACAGUUGAGGAUCACCUCCGCCCUUACAUGCCAGAAUAAGGAUGACCAGCCAACUGGGAAGAUUGGACAUUAGCAGCAAUUUUUUAUUUUUUUUUUUCUCCGAAUUCCAGAAGAAUAUGGACUCAUGCUCAGAACACUUGUAUGUUGUGAACCUUCAUGCUGGAUUUUUUUUUUUCCUCAUUUUGUAUCAGAACUUUUUUUUUUUUUUGUUUUGCUUGGACCUUUGUAUGAAGAGGAAGUUCUACAACUUCUCUGCUUUAGCCUUUUAAUGUGAAAUGAAGGGACUGUGACACACUAAAUCAAAUGUAUCAGAGAGCACAAGGUAUUUUGUUUGGUGGUCUUCCCAUUUGCACUGGUCAUGUCACGUAACAUUUAGUGUUAGAUAACAGUAUUGAGGGUGGAAUAUGAAUGCCACAGGUGAGAGAAGCUCAGCUGCUAUUCUGUAAUAUGAAACCAUGAUUUACUGAUGUAGAAUGAAAGCCCAUUUGGGACCUAUAUAUGAAAGAUCCUGUCCAGCAUUUGCUUUUUUUAUGUCUUAGUUUGCUUUUUAAGCUCAAAGUUGCACUUUUUAAUUUCAAUCUAUUCUCCCAGUUGCUGCAUAACUCGAUAUAUUCCCCACAGAGGGUGCACAGAUGCAAAUAUAGCAUAGGAGUCUGCAGUAGCUACAUUGUCUUUAAAUACUAGUUAUUGCAGAAACCACAUAGUUUUCUGGAGAGAGGAAUUGCGACACAAACCUGCUAGUGCAGAUAUUACUUUUUUCUAAAUGAAAGUAAUUCUGUAAAAUCAUUGUGGGUUCUGGAAAAUAAGUUAUAAAGUUGUAAACUAAAAAAGGUUGAUGUAAAAAGUUGGUUCAGAAAGGAAUAUUUUUUAAUUUUGUGCAAUGAAAAUAAGGUUGACUACUGUUUUGAGAGAAGGCUUUACUUAAAGGUCUCUACACCUUUUUUGAUUAUACUUGUGUAAGUCUACUCCCUUUGGCUAAAACUAGUGCUUAUCUGGUUUAAAUUUGUAUCUAGCUUUUGUUUUGAAAUUGGAUUACAUUGAAAAUUUAAAUAAAUGAGGUAAAAAUGAUCUUAUUUGUUAACUUUUAUUUCCCCCCAGUUUUCUAAUGUUUUUACAUGCGCUUUAAAGAUUUACAUUGAAAACAAUAUUGAUCACAGGUGGUAUUUUAAUAGCUGCAGUAUUUAGGGAGCAAUUUAGGGAGCAGACCUUUAAAAUGCUAGGCUGUUUUACAAAUAAGUUUUCUAAGUCUAGUAUUAAAUAUUUUACUGUAAAUACACCAAUGUUGCUGUAUGUUACCAUACCUUUCCAUCUUGGGAAUUAGUGGCAUCAAAUAACAUAGUUCAAAGACUAAAGAAUGAACACCUUAAUAUCAUACAAUGCAUUUGGACCAGUGAAUCUCAAAGUUUAUGCUUUGUGGCAGUAUCUUAUAUUUCGCUUGCAAGGGAUAUCACUUUUGUAAUGUUUGAUACCACAAGGAAUCCACUAUUGUAAUAAAAUUAUAUUUCUCUGA
Molecule: messenger RNA, 3493 nt
Organism: Bombina bombina (fire-bellied toad)
Lineage: Eukaryota; Metazoa; Chordata; Amphibia; Anura; Bombinatoridae
Gene: C5H6orf62
Product: chromosome 5 C6orf62 homolog
Exons: 5
Coding region: 1333-2022 (229 amino acids)
Source: RefSeq, a predicted model, not a curated record